CAAGAAGUCUCACCAAUUCAGUUCAGGAAUCUUGAUUCAUCAGGUCUGUCGCUUUAACACUUGAUUUUUGAGUCAUACUUAACGCAAGCUGCAUCACCUUUCGAAUUUCCUAAAACAUUUUGGGAUUUUUUUUGAAGUAUACGAAUUUCUUCGAAGUUUUGACGUCUUUGGUAUUUGUUUACAAGCAUUGUUUAUUCUUGAUAGCAUUGCUUCAUAAAAGGCUUCAGUAAAGCAUUGUAUCUGUUAUUUCUUUCGUUUGCACCUAAAAUCCUUGACUUUGGUACUCAACCGUUCUUUGAUCGCUUUUGCUCAGUUUGCAAUAAUAGCAUUCCUUCAGCAAACGAAUCCGUUCUCUUUGUGUUCUUUGUCUUGAUUAAGUAUCAUCCUUGCAUUUGUAUGUUUUAAUUAUUUGCAUCUUCUUUGGUUCCGCCUUUGCAGUCUUCUAUACAUGUGGCCGAAGGCUUUUCAAUAUUCAUCAUAGGAAAAUAUUCCGUCUUUCUAGGAUUACCUGUUCAACGUGAAUAGGAUUUUUGUUGAUCACUCUCUAUUAGCUAAAAAUUUGCAUUGAUCUGAGCGUCAUUCCUUGAAUUCCCCCCAAAAAAAAAAGAGAUAUCACAUCUGAUUCAAAGAGCAAGCUUAUUUUGAAGUUGAACGAUACGAUUUCUUCAGUAUUUUACAAGCUAAUACCCUCGAUUGCUUCGUAUUUAGCUAACCGUUAAUUUUCCUGAUUUGGAUUCUCCCUGUUGCAUAAUCCAAAACUUUUAUUUAUUAUACAUAGGCCACGCUAGUGGCUAAGUUCUUUCUUCUAUCUUUCUAUUCUUUUCUUUCUUUUCUUAUUUUCCCAGCAUUAACCUAUUUAUUCUCUUUUUGUUACAAACAUGCCAAGCCUUGAUUACGAAGGUGCUUACGCCAAUGUUGAUGAAUUUAACCAAAGAAAUCCAGAGUUUGUAGACAACGAUGAAAUUUCUAAUAAAAAAGGAGAUUUUAUUGCAUCUCAUGGAGAUGUAGUAAAUACUUCACAAACAACGCCUGAACAAUUAUAUGGUGAGCAUACUUCUACGGUUGAUGACAACCAAGAUGUAAGCACUAAUUUCUUUCCUGAGGUUUCUUCCCAAAAUGGUGCAACCGACCUAAAUAGAAGUUUUGCUACAAACGAAACUUUUGAUGAAGAUAAUGGCAUUCAACCGGAUGCUCUCGGAGAGGGCAUGUCUCAAGAAGAUUUGGAUAAAGAGCGAGAAGCCCUUACGUACCUUCGUCGAUUAUCCAUGCAGGGUACAGACGAUCCCGAUCUUCAUACAGAUUGGUCUGUCAUGAUGUCUCCUCCGGAAUCAGAGUCAGAUGCAUCUACUUUAUUCUGGGUCCCUGCUGAUUUGCACCCAGAAGUUAACCCUAAUGGUUGGAAGGACUUUCUAGACUUGCAAGUCAAAAACUUAAAACACCCCAAACAAAUGGAUACCAAUGCUACUCCUUUGCAGCAUAUACGCUCUUUGCGAAGAAGGAGAUCAUUGUUAUCUCGCCAGGUCAAAGCUGACGAUGCUGCUCAGAAUUAUCAGGAUGGUAGUCCAAUUAUCGAAAAGAAGAACAUACAACGAGGCAAGUCGCUGCGCUUACAAGACUUGGAACAUCUGGAGUCUUUAGCUAGAAACCCAAAGAAAAUGGAAAGUCUUGUUGAUAGCAUGAGGUCGGAACCUCCUGAAGAUAGCCCAAUCUUGGUGUCACCGAACCAAUUUUUACAGCGUUCUUCUCGUACUACUAUCCGCCGUUCUGGUGCUUCAAUAAAAACUAUCAAUCGUGGAAAAGCUUCCACUUUGUUAGGUAAUAGGUCCCCAUUUUCCAUGAAUAAAGACGGUCUAUCCCGUUCUCUUAGUGUUCUCAAACCCUCCACUUCUAUGUCUCGCCGAGAUGAGCAAAAGGCAAAGGCUCCAUCUUCGCCGCCUUUAUCGGAACCUUUACCAGAUAAUGCUGAGGUAAAACAGCAUGAUAAUGACAGGAAUAUGGUUGAUUCGACGACAAAUAUUGGUAUAGAUGAAAAGUUGCCCGAUAGCAAGACCCAACAUAAAAUGGAUGACUUAAGUGAAGAAACUCAAGAUAAAAUUUCAUCAGCUAAUCGGCCUUCUGAACCUAGUCAGCUUCAGCAAAGCGGAAUCGUAUCCCAGACUGAAAAAGUAAAGGAUGAAGAGAUAAAGCCAGACGAUUUAACUUCACCGUCCUUGCAUACGUCUCCUGAAUCUAAAUUAGGAGAAAUUGCCCAAACGGAUUCUAAACUUAAGAAGGAAAAGAUUGAAGAGUAUCACACUGAGCUUGAAAAGCCUCCGGUGUCUGCGGAAAAGAACAAAAGUGAACCCGAGCCUAAGCAAUCCACCUCUACGCACCACAAACCACCUUCUUCACCUGAAACUAAGAAAUCAAAAAAAUCUUGGGGCCGUUUAUUUACUUCAAAUGAUCACGAAAAGGACAACAAGAAAGAUAAAGCAAAAAAGAAAGGCGAUGAACAAUUGACUUCUCAGUCUUCGACUGGUAAGGAUAGCAUCUUUGGGUCACUCUUCAGUUCGAAAAAGAAGUCAUCAGAAGUCGGUAGUGGAAAACCUGCUGCGAACAUUCCAUCAAUUUCUCGUCGUCCAUCUAUACCAAGGGAGGAGCGCUUCAGCGAACACAAACCCCCAAGCACCUUACCCAAUACUACCGUAAACAUUCCUAAAACCGAGACGUCCGAAAAAACCGAUGAUUUUAUACCGGAUAAAGAUUAUUAUUGGUCUCGAUUCCCUAUAUGUACAGAAAGAGCUAUAUACCGGUUGUCACAUAUUAAAUUGUCAAAUGCCCAACGUCCUCUGGUUCAACAAGUGUUACUAAGUAAUUUUAUGUAUUCUUACUUGGAUUUAAUCUCUCGAAUCAGCGCAUCUCGUAACAGGAUUCAGAAUAAUUCCAGAUCAACCGGUCCCAGGCGUUCUGAGUUUUCAGCUGAAAAUGUGAAAAAUGAGUUGGAGAAUCUGAGUUACCAUUUUGGAGACCAAAGAAGGCGAUCUGUAAACAGGAAAAAACUCCCUGUUCACCAAAAUUCUAAAAAUGGUCUUAAGUCCGGUUAGUUUUGAAAGAGCGUCAAUUUUGUUGGUUUUCAGUCAUUUAUACAUUUUUGCUCUGUAUAAUGCAUUCAGUCAGUUCAAUUUUUUUCUUGCGUACUGUAUAUUUUAUAGAGUACAAUUUGCAUGAUUCUCUUCGUUAUGUUGCAAACUUCUAUUUGUUUAUUCUACGGCUAAUAUAUUUGGCAUACUUAAUGAUAUUAAGAAAUUUAUUCGCA
Molecule: messenger RNA, 3295 nt
Organism: Schizosaccharomyces octosporus yFS286
Lineage: Eukaryota; Fungi; Ascomycota; Schizosaccharomycetes; Schizosaccharomycetales; Schizosaccharomycetaceae
Product: zds family protein phosphatase type A regulator Zds1
Exons: 1
Coding region: 879-3083 (734 amino acids)
Biological process (GO): positive regulation of G2/M transition of mitotic cell cycle; establishment of cell polarity
Cellular component (GO): cell septum; cytoplasm
Source: RefSeq, a predicted model, not a curated record